AUGAAUCGAAGAAUUGAAUGCAGGAGUGAAGGCUGCACAAACGAGGUCUUGUAUAAGACUCUCGACGGCAACUUUGUCGACCCCCACGACAGGAGGAACGGCGGUGGCAGGCCCCCGAUCUCUCCCACCGGUCGGGGAUCGCCCCCUGGUCCGCAUCACCGAUACUCGAAUGGUUCAAUCCAGGUGUCCCCUUACUGCAAGCAGCACACCUGCAUCCAUUUCCACCUAGAAGAGCGCUGUGUCUACAAGAAGCCUCGCCAUGACACGGUCUGUGCCGUCCACACGAAAUGCCCCGUCCCAAACUGCAACCAGGCCCGCGCCCAGUUCCUCGAUCCGACCUUUGAGCCCAUUCACAAUGCUGCUCCUAGAUAUGCCCGUUACGAAGUGUGCUCAGACCACAAGUGUACCGUACCGCGAUGUCCUGCCAGGAGGGCUUCGCCGAGGAGCACCUUUUGCCAAGCACGAGAAGACGGUUGCCAGGCCGAAGGCUGCACGCGCCAGCGCCAGGAGCAGCGGAACUGCUGUGAGACCCAGCCAGGGUGUGAAACGAAUGGUUGUGGGGAGGCAAGACACUUUUCUGCCAAAACGAACGAGUAUCUUGCACAUUGCCUUAACCGUAAGCCGAUAUAUCCCUAUCACCUCAUCACCUACCAGAUCUGGUCUUCGUGCUGUCUGGCCUGA
Messenger RNA from Canariomyces notabilis, 681 nucleotides. RefSeq lists its product as uncharacterized. The coding region runs from base 1 to 681 and encodes 226 amino acids. NCBI's taxonomy places the organism in Eukaryota, Fungi, Ascomycota, Sordariomycetes, Sordariales, Chaetomiaceae. The record is from RefSeq and is a predicted model, not a curated record. The transcript has 8 exons.